UUCUUGAAUCUUUUAGAAACAUAUAUAAUAAAGAAAAGCAUUGCCGCCCAUUAAAAGAGAAAAGCUGAACAAGACACCAUAACAAGAAAAGAUGCUGCAGGAAUACAAAGAGAAAAGGAGAGAUACUCAUACAAGUGUUUAGAAGGAGAGAGGGAAUUGAACUAGCUAGGUGCAAGUGCAACAAACAGAAAUUAGAUUAAAGAAAUGUAUAGAUUUAGCAACACAGUUAUUGGGUUCUUGAAUCUUUUCACUCUCUUAGCUUCCAUACCUAUCAUUGGUGGAGGCUUAUGGAUUGCAAGAAGCAGCACAACCUGUGAAAGUUUCCUCCAAACCCCACUUCUGGUUGUGGGUUUUGUUGUGCUCAUAGUUUCACUAGCUGGCUUCAUUGGAGCUUGUUUUCAUGUAGCAUGGGCACUUUGGGUCUACCUCGUGGUCAUGUUGUUCCUUAUUGCAACCUUAAUGGGAUUGACUAUUUUUGGGUUUGUUGUCACAAGCCAAGGUGGUGGUGUGGCUGUUCCUGGUAGGGUUUACAAGGAGUAUAGGCUUCAAGAUUAUUCUCCUUGGUUGAGAGAUAGGAUUAAUGAUCCUGACUAUUGGAGAACGAUUAGAAGCUGCAUAGUGGGUUCCAGGACUUGUGCCAAGCUUGCCUAUUGGACUCCUCUUGAUUAUACAGAGAAAGACAUGUCUCCCAUCCAGUCUGGAUGUUGCAAGCCACCAACUUCAUGUAACUACUACAUGCCAACAAUGUUGCCUCAAGACCCAGAUUGCUACAGAUGGAACAAUGCCCCAACUUUACUUUGUUAUGGGUGUGAUUCUUGCAAAGCUGGAGUGCUUGAAGAUGUGAGAAGGGAUUGGCACAAGCUCUCAGUACUUAAUAUUGUGAUGCUUGUGCUUCUCAUUGGGAUCUAUUCAAUAGGAUGUUGUGCUUUCAGAAAUACAAGAAGGGCUGAAACUGAUUACCCCUAUGGAGAAAACAGGAUGAGCAAAAUCAGACCCAGAUGGGAUUAUUAUUGGUGGAGAUGGUGGCAUGACAUGAAAGAACGACUUUACUAGAAGAAAGUUCCAAUGGUUGUGUUGAAAAUUUCAGUGGGUAUGUUUGCUGCUGCUGCUGCUGCUGAUUUAAAGAGGAGACAAUUCUGUUGUUUUGAAGUGGAAAUUGGUGGCCAUAUAUAUAUAUAUAUAUAUAUAUAUAUAUAUAUAUAUAUAUAUAUAUAUAUAUAUAUAUAUAUAUAUAUAUAUUGGAAGUUUCAAUCUCACCUUCUUUCUUUUCACACAACUUCUCUUUGUCUGUUGCUUUUUUUUUUCUUUGUACAAAGAUGAAUUUCACUUUUAAUUUCCAAAAAUUAUAUA
Molecule: messenger RNA, 1350 nt
Organism: Hevea brasiliensis (rubber tree)
Lineage: Eukaryota; Viridiplantae; Streptophyta; Magnoliopsida; Malpighiales; Euphorbiaceae
Product: tetraspanin-6-like
Exons: 3
Coding region: 205-1053 (282 amino acids)
Biological process (GO): auxin-activated signaling pathway
Cellular component (GO): plasmodesma; plasma membrane
Source: RefSeq, a predicted model, not a curated record